CGCCGGUCAUGGGGAACGCCAUGACGCCGAGGGAGGUGCACAACAUGCGAGUGCUCAUGAUCUGCACAGAAAUGAUGAUAUGCUGCAUAUGCGGCGUGUUGCUGACGCCGCUCCACGGCGAGUGCUGGCAGCGCUCCUCGACGGCGCUCCAGAUGGCCGCCUCUGGAGGCUACGGUCUCAUCGCAGUGGGCCGCCUGUUCGCUCUGCUCGGCGGGGACCUGCUGCCACUUGCCAUCGAGCGGCUGUACGUUUGGGCAGCGGCGGUGCUGUUCGCGGCGUGCGGCGGUGUGUCACUGGGGUCGGCGGCCAUUGGGGACAGUGCGUGGGGCCCCACCGAUCCGUGGGAGACUCGCGAGGUCACCCGCGCCGCACUCGCACUCCUCGUCACCAUAGUGCUGGUUGCCGAUGCCAGCACGUGCCACUUGCCCGCAGGCGUCAUACUCGAAGUCCCACCUCGCAUCAACAGUGCGGACGCUCCUGCUGCCGACGACUCGCCACCGCCCUACUCUGUUGUCAUCGCACACGAGGCUGGUCUGCUGCCGUGAUACUGAAAAACCUACUCAGGUUCAGCUGGUGAGACAAGCUGUGAAGUGAGGUCUUCUUGUCUGUUCGUGUCCACUUGUGUCGCCACCACAACUAUACUGAUGCACGACCCUGUGAUCCUGAGGAUCAGCAAACUGGAACUUCAUAGCACAUCAGGGCAGUAUCCGUGAGUAUUGCUGACUCUCCACAAUGCAGUGAUGUUUGGAAAACUAAAAGUGCAACUUCGCCUCUUGGACCGCGACCACAAGAAUCCAUGAAUAUGCCACUGAACCAAAGCCCCAGAUGCGCUGUUGCGUCCUCAUCCAACAACAGUGAAGGUGUGGACAUGUCUGAUCUACCACCGGGUGAUGAUAUCGAUACGGGCAGUGUAGGGCAUGCUAUAGGCAGCUGCAGACUCCGACUCUAUUGCUCAAACCCUCUGGCGUCAAGCAGCCUGUCUACUUCAAUGUACACAACUCCAAAGCUGUUCAGGAUACAUCGUACUAUAGCCCAGUGUUAAUGACCUCUUUGUGUUGUGGAUUUUGUGUUGGAUUCCUCUUUGGACAGCUUGUACUCUGCUGUUGACCGACUUUGUUACGAUUAUGGUACAAGGACUCGCAACUACUCCUGUGAAGUACAAACUGUGAAUGUGACAUUUGCGUUCUCCAGCACUUAGGUGCUGUCGACAUGAACCCGAGCACCGCUCUCGUUUGGCGCUUGUGGCGGAAAGUGUUUGUUUCUAUUGUGCGGGAUAGAAAAUACCCAAGAGAGUCUCAUGAUUCCCUUUUUGGGAGCACAUAACUAGUAAUUCGUAUGUUACUGCAUGUAAAAUUGGUGGUUAUAAUGAUGAACUAUUCUGUAGUGUAUCCAUUGGUUCUCAAAGCUCUCUCUCUCUCUCUCUCUCUCUCUCUCUCUCUCUCUCUCUCUCUCUCUCUCUCUCUCCGUCUGUUGGAUGGAGUAAAUAGAACAUAACGUGUUGUUCAUUCAGUAUUUUGGUAGUAUAUUUAGUGGAAGGAAGGGGCGGACUGCUCAACGAAAUACGUAUAGUUCUGUUGCUCGUAACUACACAACUAAAUAAAAGUGAAACGUUAAAAAUGUAGAGCGGAUUCUAGUCAUAAUAUUUAAUGCAUGCUGAACAGCAAUGUUCAUUCUCUUCCGUGGGGUAUGGGCUGCGUCAGACAUAUAUUGUAACCUGUCGGUUCUUUCUUUUGUGCAGGUGAAGAACAAGAAUGCGUAUCUCUGAGUCUAUACUGACAAGUAGUUUUAUUACAGGGAUUUUCAUAGAAUAAACUCAAGUAAAUACACUACAAAGAUGGAAGAAACCGCUCUUUACCAAUGGAAACAGUGGCUAAUCUCCAUCGUGAUGCGAUUUAGGAAACUAAAAGUUACCAGAAAACUUCACCUUCUCCAUUCAUGUAAUCACAUAGUUGAUGUGAAGAGUACAGCAGGUUUAUGUUCCUUGUCAGGCCAUCUUUAUAAGCAGAUCAAGUGCAUCGAUACAUAAAACUGCAGAAUGGCCAACUCUGUGUAUAUAGAUUUUUAUGUGUGUAUGUAUGUGCUUGUGUACGUGCAUGCGUGUGUGUGUGUGUGUGUGUGUGUGUGU
Messenger RNA from Schistocerca piceifrons (Central American locust), 2125 nucleotides. RefSeq lists its product as uncharacterized. Lineage: Eukaryota; Metazoa; Arthropoda; Insecta; Orthoptera; Acrididae. The coding region runs from base 9 to 545 and encodes 178 amino acids. The record is from RefSeq and is a predicted model, not a curated record. The transcript has 3 exons.